UUGCAAAAAGUGCCGAAAUAACCGGAAUUCGUUCAGAGACCAUUUCUGUGCCGCAAGAAAUCAAAGCGUUUCAGCUGUGGAAGGAGAUAGAGACCCUACAUCCUGGAUUGGCUGAUGUUAGAAAUCAGGUGAUAUUUGCUGUUCGUCAAGAGUAUGUCGAGCUUGGAGAUCAGCAACUCCUGCUUCAGCCCGGAGACGAAAUUGCCAUUAUCCCCCCAAUUAGCGGAGGAUAGUACAUCGGAGCCAUCUAGGAAAGAGGUGGAUGAGGUUGAAGAGAAGCCUAAAGACAUAAUACAGUUCACUGACAAGCAGCUCUCAGUGGAUGAAGUCUCACAGUUGGUGAUCUCCCCGCUGUGUGGUGCGGUGUCACUCUUUGUGGGGACUACAAGAAAUAACUUUGAAGGCAAAAAAGUCACUAGUUUAGAAUAUGAAGCAUAUAUACCGAUGGCAGAAAAUGAAAUCAGGAAAAUUUGUAGUGACAUUAGGCAGAAAUGGCCAGUCCGACACAUAGCGGUGUUCCAUCGACUUGGUUUGGUUCCUGUGACAGAAGCCAGCACAGUUAUUGCUGUGUCCUCGGCUCACAGAGCCGCGUCCCUCGAAGCUGUGAGCUAUGCCAUCGACUCUUUAAAAGCCAAGGUGCCCAUAUGGAAAAAGGAAAUCUACGAAGAAUCAGCAUCAUCUUGGAAAAGAAACAAAGAAUGCUUCUGGGCAGCUGGUUCAGUGGGGAACUUAAGGUGCAUUCUGAGCUCAUAAAGAAUGAAAAUACCAGCAUAACUGGAUAAUUGAUCUCAUCCUAGAAUUAGCAACAUUCAUAAUGAGAAUAAAGACUACUUUUAAACACAGA
This is a messenger RNA of Peromyscus eremicus (cactus mouse), 844 nucleotides long. It is a transcript of the gene Mocs2, whose product is annotated as molybdenum cofactor synthesis 2. Gene Ontology annotation, biological process: Mo-molybdopterin cofactor biosynthetic process. Gene Ontology annotation, molecular function: molybdopterin synthase activity. Gene Ontology annotation, cellular component: cytosol. NCBI's taxonomy places the organism in Eukaryota, Metazoa, Chordata, Mammalia, Rodentia, Cricetidae. The transcript is spliced from 7 exons. The record is from RefSeq and is a predicted model, not a curated record. The coding region runs from base 154 to 753 and encodes 199 amino acids.